This is a messenger RNA of Juglans regia (Persian walnut), 768 nucleotides long. Its product is annotated as expansin-A11-like. Lineage: Eukaryota; Viridiplantae; Streptophyta; Magnoliopsida; Fagales; Juglandaceae. Bases 1 to 768 code for a protein of 255 amino acids. Gene Ontology annotation, cellular component: extracellular region. The transcript has 3 exons. Gene Ontology annotation, biological process: plant-type cell wall organization. The record is from RefSeq and is a predicted model, not a curated record.
AUGGCGAAAACCGUUUCUGCAUCAGCAAUCUUGUUUGGAUUAUGCUAUUUUUCUAUCCAUGCCAUUGCAUUUUCGCCUUCUGGGUGGACUAAAGCACAUGCUACCUUUUAUGGUGGUAGUGAUGCCUCAAGAACUAUGGGAGGAGCAUGUGGGUAUGGGAACUUGUAUUCUACAGGGUAUGGGACUAGGACAGCGGCCUUAAGUACUGCAUUGUUCAAUGAUGGAGGUUCAUGUGGGCAAUGCUACAAGAUCAUUUGCGAUUAUCAAGCUAAUUCUAAGUGGUGUAAGAAUGGGGCGUCUGUGACAGUCACUGUAACAAACUUCUGCCCUCCAAACUUUGAUCUUCCGAGCAAUAACGGAGGCUGGUGCAACCCACCUCUCCAGCAUUUCGAUAUGGCUCAACCUGCCUGGGAAAAGAUUGGCAUGUACAAGGGAGGGAUUGUGCCUGUUUUGUUCCAAAGGGUUCCCUGCAAGAAACAUGGAGGUGUUAGAUUCACAGUAAAUGGAAGAGACUAUUUUGAGCUUGUCUUGAUUAGUAAUGUGGCAGGGGCAAGAUCAAUUCAAUCUGUAUCCAUCAAAGGCUCAAGAACUAACUGGAUGACAAUGUCAAGAAACUGGGAAGCUAAUUGGCAAUCCAAUGCCUACCUCAACGGCCAAUCUCUAUCCUUCAAGGUCACUACUACUGAUGGAGAAACCAGAUUGUUCCAAAACAUUGUGCCCUCUAAUUGGGCUUUCGGCCAAACAUUCUCCAGUACCGAACAAUUCUAA